Molecule: messenger RNA, 5038 nt
Organism: Nycticebus coucang (slow loris)
Lineage: Eukaryota; Metazoa; Chordata; Mammalia; Primates; Lorisidae
Gene: PHF19
Product: PHD finger protein 19
Exons: 15
Coding region: 1048-2913 (621 amino acids)
Biological process (GO): regulation of DNA-templated transcription; chromatin organization
Cellular component (GO): nucleus
Molecular function (GO): chromatin binding; DNA binding
Source: RefSeq, a predicted model, not a curated record
GAGGCAGCAGGAUCACCUGAGCCCAAGAGUUUGAGCUCGCUGAGCUAUGACACCAAGACACUCUACGUAGGGGGACAAAAUGAGACUCUAUAUAUAAAAAAAGAAAAAUAAAGAAAUGAAGAAGGCAGGAGUGGCCUGCUCAGCACUAGGCCUGCAGUUUCGAUUCCCAGCCCAGGUGACUAGCAGAGGUGAGCACCAGACCCAGGAAACAGUUACUAAGCCAGUGGUGAACAAAUGCCUCUAGCAGAAGUGGAGGCCAAGCUCAGAUCCGACAAGAGGAUGGAAAAGGGCACUAAUGCCAGAAGCCACCAUGCUUGAGACUGGCAGGCGGUGGCAGCUCCUUGGUUGGGGAGUCUAUGAUGCCCUGGGCAGUACCCUUGAUAGGAGAAAGGGAUAAACCAGCAGCACAUUGACUAGGAUGGUGUGGGACACUUCCAGGGCUUGGGGCAGAUGAGCAUCUAGGUGAAAGCAUAAGUGGGUUUAAAUGUCCCAGUAUUGGUUUCCAUUAAAUCAUCCAUAAUUGAGAACAGAAAAGGAGAUUACAAAAGACACAGAUGCCCAGUCAACACUACUUUACAAACCACCCAGAGUUUUCUCUGGACAGAUCCCAGGGUAGGGGCAGGGAGUAUAAAGCUGCCCAGUGCCUAUGUCCUGGGGGGGGUGGGAGGGAUGUGGUCAGCCACCAUCUGGAGAAGGCCCUCCACCCACAGAACAUGCAGUGUGUUUGCUUAAGGGAUAAAGCCUCAGCCUCCUGAGACAAGGCGUGUGGUCAAGGCCCUCUGGGCAGGAGACUUUGUGCUGUGUGGUUGAGAACAGUGCUGAUUUAGCAUCAGCUCACCGGAUUAGGAACCAUGGUUCUGCCUCUGGCCUGUCAGCCUCUUCUUUUUUUAUUUUUUUCUUAGUUUCCCUAUCUGUAAACAGGAAUAAUAAUGUCUCUCUAGCAAGUCAUUAUGAGGAUUCACUGAAAUAAACAUGUCUUGUAUCUAGCACAGGUUUCCUCCCUCCUGUGUUGAGCUUUCUGGAACAGGGAAGCAUGAGGUAAAAAUUAUGUUCUUUCUCUCCCAGUGUCGGUGGAAGCUGAUGGAGAAUCGAGCUCUGGAUCCAGGGACUCGGGACUCCUAUGGUGCCAACAGCCAUCUCCCCAACAAGGGGGCCCUGACAAAGGCCAAGAACAACUUCAAAGACCUGAUGUCCAAGCUGACAGAGGGCCAGUAUGUGCUGUGCAGGUGGACGGAUGGACUGUAUUACCUUGGGAAGAUCAAGAGGGUAAGCAGUUCUAAGCAGAGCUGCCUUGUGACUUUUGAAGAUAAUUCCAAAUACUGGGUCCUAUGGAAGGACAUACAGCAUGCUGGUGUUCCAGGAGAGGAGCCCAAGUGCAACAUCUGUCUGGGGAAGACAUCUGGGCCCAUGAAUGAGAUCCUUAUCUGCGGGAAGUGUGGCCUGGGUUACCACCAGCAGUGCCACAUCCCCAUAGCAGGCAGUGCUGACCGGCCCCUGCUCACACCCUGGUUCUGCCGACGCUGCAUCUUCGCACUGGCUGUGCGGAAAGGCGGCGCGCUGAAGAAGGGCGCCAUCGCCAGGACGCUGCAGGCGGUGAAGAUGGUACUGUCCUACCAGCCCGAGGAACUCGAGUGGGACUCGCCCCACCGCACCAAUCAGCAGCAAUGCUACUGCUACUGCGGCGGCCCCGGAGAUGUUGGGAGGCCUAAGAGAAAACAAAUGGAGAACGUUUCAGGAACCUUUGCAGCAGACAAGCAGUGCUUCUCAACAUUUAGCUGCAUAAGAUGGUACCUGCGGAUGCUGCAAUGUUACCGGUGCAGGCAGUGGUUCCACGAGGCCUGCACCCAGUGCCUCAAUGAGCCCAUGAUGUUUGGAGACCGGUUCUACCUGUUCUUCUGCUCCGUGUGCAACCAGGGCCCAGAGUACAUCCAGAGGCUGCCCCUGCGAUGGGUGGACGUGGUUCACCUGGCUCUCUAUAACCUGGGGGUGCAGAGCAAGAAGAAGUACUUUGACUUUGAGGAGAUCCUGGCUUUUGUCAACCACCACUGGGAGCUCCUGCAGCUUGGCAAGCUCACCAGCACCCCUGUGACAGAUCGAGGACCACAUCUCCUCAACGCUCUCAACAGUUACAAAAGCCGGUUCCUCUGUGGCAAGGAGAUCAAGAAGAAGAAGUGCAUCUUCCGUCUGCGCGUCCGUGUCCCACCCAACCCGCCAGGGAAGCUGCUGCCGGACAAGGGACUGAUGCCAAAUGACAGCAGCGCCUCAUCCGAGCUGCGUAAGAGAGGAAAGAGCAAGCCUGGUUUGUUGCCUCACGAAUUCCAGCAGCAGAAAAGGCGAGUUUAUAGAAGAAAAAGGUCAAAGUUUUUGCUGGAAGAUGCUAUUCCCAGUAGUGACUUCACCUCUGCCUGGAGCACCAACCACCACCUCGCCAGCAUAUUUGACUUCACGCUGGAUGAAAUUCAGAGUUUAAAGAGUGCCAGUUCAGGCCAGACAUUCUUCUCAGAUGUGGACUCCACCGAUGCUGCCAGUACCUCUGGCUCCGCCUCCACCAGCCUCUCCUAUGACUCUAGACGGACGGUGGGCAGCCGCAAGAGGAAGCUGGCAGCCAAAGCAUACAUGCCACUGCGGGCAAAGCGGCACGCAGCUGAGCUGGGUGGACACUGCCCCUCGGACAGCAGUGCAGAGGGAGCUUCAGGCCCAGAGCGUCCAGAAGAAGGCAUUGACAGCCACACGUUUGAGAGCAUCAGUGAAGACGACUCAUCCUUGUCUCACCUCAAGUCAUCUAUUACUAACUACUUUGGUGCAGCUGGGCGGCUGGCCUGUGGGGAGAAGUACCAGGUGCUGGCUAGGAGAGUCACACCUGAGGGCAAGGUUCAGUACCUGGUGGAGUGGGAAGGGACCACCCCUUACUGAAUAGCUUUUGGGGGAGGCCAGGAGCCCUGAAAACCAAAGGAGGGACAGCAGAAGCCACAGGCUCCCACUUUUUCCAGGCUGGGGUGGGAGAGGGAAGCAGAACAGCGCUCCAAGUUCCUGGCAAAAGGCCCUGCCUGUCUGCUUAUCAGGCCAAGGCCUGUGCCUCUCUGCUGUGCCAGUUCUGUUCUAGGGCCUCCUCAGGCUCAUCACCCCUGUGCCUAUGUCCCUAAGGUCCCACUGGCUGUUUUUCAGUGAAUCUACACUCCAUACCCCUCACUCUGUUCAUGUUCCCCUGAAUUCGGGUCUCCCUGGCUCUGUGACCCUUUCUCCUGAGGCCUAAAUCUUUGCCACCAGCUCUGUCCCUUAACCUCUGCACCCCUUUUGGGCGUGUUUAUACAUUCUACGUCCACACUGCCCCUCCACUGGGUAUCUUUUACAUCUGACCAUUGGGCAGCCAGUCCUUCCAGGGACUACAUUAUGAGGAUAGGAACCUUUGAGAGAAUGGGAGGAGGUGGAUAAAAGGCUAUCUCUCAGAUCCUUUCUCUCCCACAUUCCUGCCACUGCCCUUGGAGAGAGAUAGUGGGGGGUGGAAGAAGGCCCCUGUGAACACCUAUGAGGCAGAGAUCCCAAGACUCAGAACGUGAGGAGUGAAGAGCUGGGUCUGCUUCUGAAGGCAGUGGCACCAGGGCCCAGGUAUCUGAGCUGAGAGUGAAGGCUGCAGGUGUUGGUGUGGAGGUUCCAGAUUUCUGCUACACCCCAGGCUGAUUCUGGUGUCUCCUGCCCCCAGACCCACCACUCACAUAGCCAGACAACACAUAUCCACUCACAUUUAAAUUUCCAUACACGCCUCAAACCACCACACGUGCAAACAUGCAGCCACACAUUCCCUGUGGGGCCAACCUGGCUCUCUUGCUUGGCUUUUUCCUUGGCCCUCUGCCAGGGCCCACAUGCUGCAACUCAGUGUGAAAACUCAGAUCCUGCCCCCCUCUUUCAGCCCCUGGGCCAGCUUUGGCCCCAGGGGGAAGCCCAGGGAACUCACAGCCUCUUCCAUAUCCCCUCCCCUGCCCGGCCCUGCAGUUCACAAUCACUUUUUGAGAUAGGCUGCGAUUUUUAAAGGGCCUACAUCAUUCAUUUCCCUCAAAGGGAAACCCUUAUCAAUGGGAGUAGAAACUGAAUUCUAAGAAAAAACAUUCAAACUGGGCCUCAUGUGGAGGGAAACCAAAACUGGGAGGGGAAAGGGGACCCCUCAUUUUUGCUGCUUCUGGAGAUGUUAGAAACUGACUCACUCAAUUAGAAAAUGGCAAGAAGUGCCUUGACCAGAGGGCAGGCACCACUUGGACACCAGCCUUGCGACUGCUUCUGUGACCCCCAGCAUGGCUGGGUUCUGAGGGCUGCCAGCAGGAAGGCAAAGGUGGGAAGAAAAGUGAGUGAUGCGGGCACAGCAGACCUGAGGAACUAGGUUUUCCAUUACUAGGCCUGAGCCCCUUCCUCACCUGUGGGCACUCGGGGGCCCCUGAGAUAGUUUAGAUGCCCCUGCCUUAAACUUCUGCUCCCAUUGUGCCUUUCAAAGUGACCUCACCUCCUGUGCACAGUCCACCGUCUUCCCUCUGCUUCCCUGGUGUGGCCUGGGCAGGGAUGGGCUGGCUUGGGCCCACUUCUCCCCUUCUCAGCCCCACAGCUGCUGCCACUGGGGCCUCCAACUGGGGCCAGGAAGGGGAGCUGAGAAGCCAGACCCCAACCCAGCAGGGGUGUAGGACUGCAAUCCAAGCCGUGCCUUCCUGCCUGGCUUUAGGGCACAUUGCAGCCUCCCAGGCCUGCUUUCAGGACUUCUAAGGAAGCCCAACAUGAGCAAGGCCUGUUAUAGUAUAGCUGCCUCUUCCCUGCUCAGACCUCAGAAGGCUCUGGGGUUGAAGAGGGGAAAGGAGAGAGGGUGGCCUCUUCCCUACUUGGGGAAGCACAAGGCCUAACAAAGUGGCCCUGACUCCCCACCCAGCGUUUCCUUUAUACCAGAUCAUAGCUGCAUUACUGCCAACUGACCCUGUAACCCUCUGCACCUUCUAAAAGAUUCAUGGUUUUGAAUUGCUGCUUUUGAUAACAUUUGUUAUAUUAAAAGUUAUAAUUAACA